UUCUUUUUUAAGAGAAAAAAUUUUAUAUUUAAAGUUAUAGAAUGUCUUUUGGAAAUGUUAUUAGAUAUGGGGCGUUGGACCAACCAGCGGCCAACAAUAUUUUCUUUUAACAAUAAACAACUAAUAAUUAAAUUAUACACAAUACAUUUCGGAAUUUGGACCACACUUUUUUUUUUGCUAAACUUUUUUUUUAAAUGAUGAUAAUAUUUUUUUAAGAAAAACAUGACGCAUGCAAUGCAAUAUUCAAACUGAAAGUAAUGCACGUAAUAGCAGUUUAUAUUUUUAUAUUUGUGAAAUGAGAAAAGAAAAACUGGACUUGCAUCACAGGAGCCAUAGCACCAAUCAAUUCAAAAUGGCUAGCAACUCGGAGCUGUUCGGAGACCAAAACAGAGAACCCUUUCUCCCUCGUAAACCCUGCUCAGAUUUCGGCGGCGGCUUCAACGACUCCAGCCUCUUCCUCGAUGAUCGCCGAUCAAAGUUCCGGUGUUUCCGCUUCUUCUCCGACGGGAUCGUCGCCUCCUGGAUGGCGCUUUACGACGUCGCCGCUAAAUUGUACGAGAUGGGUCGGUCCGAUCGCCGGAAAGUUUACUUCGCCGUCAAGAUGGGGAUGGCUCUCGCGCUAUGUUCCUUCGUUAUUUACCUUAAAGAGCCGCUCGCUGACGCUAGCAAGUACGCCGUGUGGGCUAUACUUACUGUCGUCGUCGUCUUCGAGUAUAGCAUAGGAGCAACGUUGGUGAAAGGGUUCAAUAGAGCUAUAGGUACAUUCUCUGCUGGAGGACUAGCUCUUGGGAUAGCGAGACUCUCUGUCUUAGCCGGAGACUUCGAGGAAGAAGUCAUUAUCAUCAGCAUCUUCCUUGCAGGUUUCUGUGCGAGUUAUCUAAAACUCUACCCGGCGAUGAAGUCGUACGAAUACGCAUUCAGAGUGUUUCUGUUGACGUUCUGCAUCGUUCUUGUGUCUGGAAACAACACCAGAGAGUUUUUCAGCACUGCUUAUUACAGGUUCUUGCUGAUUCUCAUUGGUGCAAGUAUCUGUUUGGGUGUGAACAUAUUCAUACUCCCGAUUUGGGCUGGAGAAGACCUCCAUAAGCUAGUGGUUAAGAAUUUCAAAAGCGUGGCCAAUUCCCUCGAAGGAUGUGUUAAUGGGUACUUGCAAUGUGUUGAAUACGAGAGGAUACCUUCUAAGAUUCUCACGUACCAAGCUUCGGAUGACCCUUUAUACAGUGGAUACAGGUCCGUUGUCCAAUCUACCAGCCAAGAAGAUUCUCUGCUUGAUUUUGCAGUAUGGGAGCCUCCACAUGGACCUUACAGAACUUUCCAUCAUCCCUGGGCAAUCUAUGUCAAACUUAGUGGUGCCGUAAGGCAUUGCGCUUUCAUGGUCAUGGCAAUGCAUGGCUGCAUCCUUUCAGAAAUUCAGGCAGCACCAGAGAAAAGACAAGCUUUUCGUCAGGAGCUUCAAAGAGUUGGAAACGAAGGAGCCAAAGUCUUGAGGCUGUUUGGAGAAAAAGUGGAGAAAAUGGAGAAGCUAACCCCAGGAAACAUUCUGAAAGAAGUUCAACGAGCAGCAGAGGAACUGCAGAUGAAGAUAGACAGUAACUCCUUCCUUCUCGUCAACUCGGAAAGCUGGGCUGCUAUGAAAGAGAAAGCUGAUGCUGAACAAGCUGAACAAAACUAUCACGAAGCCAAAGACGACGAGACCAAAGUGAUCCAAUCUCUCAGCCAGAUUUGGGACACUAACCACAACCAUCAUCAUCAUCAGAGUCCACAUACUGGUAAUGAUUCUCAGCUUUGGAUGUCAACGGAGAGUAUGAUGUUUAGGAACCGAGAACACUGGCCGAGCUUCUCAUUCAUAGGCGGGUCUAUGAUCAAUGAGAUAGAAUCCAAAGUGUAUGAGAGCGCAAGUUCCUUGUCGCUAGCCACAUUUGCGUCUCUUCUUAUCGAGUUUGUUGCAAGGCUCCAGAAUGUUGUUAAUGCAUUUGAGGAGCUUAGCACUAAAGCCGAUUUCAAAGAGCCAGUUAGUGAGACAGAGAAGAACAUAGUUAAAGCUGGAUUUUGGACAAGACUAAUGAGCUGCUUCAGCUCCGGGGAUUAGCUGAAGCACUUUGUAGUUUAACCGAUGAGGUGCAUAGUUUUGAUUUGUAUAGACGAUUAAUGUAUUUCUUUUGUUGUUCUCUUGAAAUAAGUUGCUAAUUCCAUUUUCGGAAAGUUAUACAAGUCUACUCGAAGUACAAAUUUCAAGUUGUCUGAUGCUUGUCUGUUGAAAUACAGAUUUCACUUUCAAUUUGAUUA
Brassica rapa (field mustard) is the source of this 2286-nucleotide messenger RNA. RefSeq names its product aluminum-activated malate transporter 4. The record is from RefSeq and is a predicted model, not a curated record. Lineage: Eukaryota; Viridiplantae; Streptophyta; Magnoliopsida; Brassicales; Brassicaceae. Gene Ontology annotation, biological process: malate transport.